Messenger RNA from Anguilla rostrata (American eel), 995 nucleotides. It is a transcript of the gene rsph9, whose product is annotated as radial spoke head component 9. The transcript has 5 exons. Gene Ontology annotation, biological process: axoneme assembly; cilium movement involved in cell motility; motile cilium assembly. Gene Ontology annotation, cellular component: radial spoke; axoneme. The record is from RefSeq and is a predicted model, not a curated record. Bases 124 to 954 code for a protein of 276 amino acids. NCBI's taxonomy places the organism in Eukaryota, Metazoa, Chordata, Actinopteri, Anguilliformes, Anguillidae.
UUCCAUUUGUUUAGGUCGCUAUCUACAGCCAGCAUACUUAGGCAGGCUGCGUCGCUAAAUAGCGGUAUGCGUAUUACUUAUAAAAGUUACGCUUAUUUCUCUUGUGUGUGGAAAAUACGUUAAAUGGAUUCGAACACGUUAUACUACUCGCUGGAAUUGGUUUCUGGCAAUGGUUUAAGGCUGAGCUGUGAGCAGAAGGCUGCUUUGCAGACGUCCUUAGUAAUUUUACAAAGAAACUACAGAUUUAGCCGUGUGCUAUUCUGGGGAAAGAUUUUGGGUGUAAAGGGAGAUUAUUUUAUCGCACAGGGGGCUACAGAAGAUGAGCUUAGAGCCAAGAAGACAUUGUACAGCUUAAACUGCAUUGACUGGCACCUGCUUCCCCUCCCCACUCCGGUCUUGCUGGCGGAGGUGUCAGCAGUGGCGAAGGGGCGUUUCGUAGGGGACCCCUCGUUCGAGUAUGAGCUCACAGAGACGCGACAGCAGGGUGAGGGGGACGAGGCUGUCAAGGAGGAGUUCACGAUGAAAGUGACUGAAGAGAAGAGGCUGGCGGCCACAGUGUUCAACAUAGAAAGGGAUGUAGCUGUCGUGCCCCGGGGCGCUUUUAUCCGGACCCCCCAUGACACAGUGCAGGUCAACCGCAGCUUCCAAGGGCUAUCCACUUUGGAAGCUGGGAAUCUCAGCAACUACCUGCACUUCACUGAGCCGCAACACCUGAAGAAGAAAUCAAUUAUGGAGAUGGCUGACCUGGACCCCUCUAUUGACUUCUUGGACCCCCUAAGUGAGGACAUCCCAAAAGAAUCAUGGAGCCUGCAAAUGGAGGGCAGCAGUGUGUGCGUGUUGCGCAGUCUGCUGUGGCUGGGGUUGACCUUUUUCCACGUUCCCUUUACCCCUCAACACGGCUACAUCUACAUGGGCGAUGGGCUGAAGAAUCUGGACCUUCCCUUCAUGCUGUAGCAGAUUUCCUUUCAUAAUAAAAGCUCAGUACCUAUCCUUCA